CCAUCACAUCCGUUUCCCCAACAUCCUCCCCUCAUUACCUAUCUCAUCAAACAGAUCUUUCUGUCAUCAAGAAUAGUGCUCCUCUCACUCCAGCUGACCAGCUUCGAAACAGAUCAUCUUUGACAUCACUCUCAAGCUUCGCCGAGUCCACGACCACCGAUGACGAAGUAGACGAAGAAGUAGAAGCUCAGAGCUCCACCAGCUCGACCGAAUCUUACCUACAGCCAAGUACUUCAACACUACUCUCUAACUCUGCGGUGGACGAAAGUGAAUCAUUUAGCUGUCACUCGACUCUGUCUUCUACCCCUCGACAAUGUAUCCCACUAGCGAUAGCAGACCCGGAAUGUCACUCUCCGCAAUGCGUUACCAGAACACAUCUUCUGAAGAUUCUAGAUACCUGGUCCUUUGACGCCAAUUACCUUUCGCCAACACAAAUUCGACAUGCGCUUCAUGUCCUUUUAUCUACCUACCUCACAUACACCCCUGGUUUUAUUGCGAAGCUUGAUGAGAUUGGCGUCUCACAGCCUGAAAAGUGUUUGACGAGCCUAGUAGACAAUCUUGAAGUUGCUUACGACCCUCGGAAUGCCUAUCACAACUUCCGACACGCAGUUGAUGUUGUACAGGCUGUUUACACCAUGCUUUCCCAUCAAGGCGUUGUCCCACCUCUGGAUUGGAUCACUGUUUGGGCUUUGCUUCUCGCUGCUGCAGGUCACGAUGUUGGCCACCCGGGAUUGAGUAAUGCUUUCAUGGUCAAUGCUCGUACUCCGAUUUCUCAUGUCUUUUCAGAUGGUUCAGUUCUAGAAAACUUUCAUCGGAUAACCUUUACCCGCAUGCUACGCCAGCACGGAUUUGGGAAAUUGGUGGAUACACACGCUGGCUUCCGACGAGUGAUUGUCAGUUCAGUUUUGGCAACUGAUAUGGGACGUCACUUCCCAAUUGUAGAAGAGCUCAAAGCACUGUGCAAGCUAUGGGAGGACGAUGAGAGUACAAUUGAAGCCUCACUGGAUGAAAAGGCAUUGAUCACGGCUGGCCUUAUCAAGUGCGGAGACAUCUCGAAUUCGUCUCGACCCCAUCAUAUCUCUCUCACAUGGUCUUCGUGCUUACUGCACGAAUGGUCUCGCCAAGCCGCUCUCGAAAACGACCUUCACUUGCCAGUCAGUGUUGUAACGCUAGACCCGGCUGAGAAGCGCGCACAGGCGAAAAGCCAAAUUGGUUUCACUACACUCUUUGUUCUGCCACUCUUUUCCGUCAUGGAGACGCUCAGUCCAAUUGGUGAGUUCAAUGCUUGUCAUCCAAUCAUCCAUUUCGUUUUCCAUCUCAUUUGGUGUUGA
This is a messenger RNA of Melampsora larici-populina 98AG31, 1331 nucleotides long. RefSeq lists its product as uncharacterized. Bases 636 to 1331 code for a protein of 231 amino acids. The record is from RefSeq and is a predicted model, not a curated record. Gene Ontology annotation, molecular function: 3',5'-cyclic-nucleotide phosphodiesterase activity. Gene Ontology annotation, biological process: signal transduction. The transcript is spliced from 4 exons. Lineage: Eukaryota; Fungi; Basidiomycota; Pucciniomycetes; Pucciniales; Melampsoraceae.